UGCAAAAUGGCAGACAACCUCCCCUUAGAAAUCUGGUUGAUGAUAACCCCCUAUCUCAACCACAUCGAUACCUUUAACCUCGCCAGAUGCAGCCAUCGACUCUACGCCGCUCUCCAACUUGAGAUAUUCACCCAUAUCGAAGAAACUAGCAAAGUCGGCUGUCCCUGGUCCCUCGAAUGUCUAUUCCGCCACCUUCUAGAAAAGCCACCCCACGCACAAACCGUACAAAGCCUCAUCCUCGGCCCCUGGGAAUCUAUAUGCGAGAAAGAAGGCCACGCUUGGGGCCCAUUUACACCUGAGGCACUUUCCGCCGAUGGUCUGUAUGAGCCGCAUGAUUUCUGGCAACGCCGCAUCGAGAAAGAAGAGAGGUCUUGUUAUGGACCUAUUCGGAAAGUGUGGAGAUCUAUCCUUAUGCUGCAGUUUUCAGGCUCUGCGAUGUGUACUCGGCUUGCGGAGAUGAGGGCGAUGGGGAGGGGGCCUUGUCGUCUUCUUGAUUCUUGCGGGCCGGAUCUUGGGCCGGGUGGGUAUCUGUCUCGGCCUUUUUGAUGAUUUAUCACUUUUGAACUGUAUUUAGUGCCCGGGCCCGGAUUACCUCGCCUCUUACUCCGAAGAGGGAUUGAGAAGGCCUUUGUAUAUACAGGGCAACAUUGUCCACAUUGCCCACGAUAUGAGUCAGUUUUACAGCAGCCAUACAGAUAAUAAAGGAUAUUUAACCUACGACUUCUACGAUUGUACGAAGCAGAUCAAAUGUGCAAUAAGCGCACGUGAAGACAUCCCGAGAUGGAAUUCCAGACGUCUGUUGAUCCUGAAUUCACUUCUAAAAAUUAUAACCACUCUUCCAAAAGAAAUCCUGCUUCUGAUAACCAGCUAUUUUGAUCAUCUUGUUACACUCCAUCUUGCAUCAUGUAAUCGUCAACUGUACAGAGAGCUGAAGCUCGAAAUAUACCGG
Aspergillus wentii DTO 134E9 is the source of this 949-nucleotide messenger RNA. RefSeq lists its product as uncharacterized. The record is from RefSeq and is a predicted model, not a curated record. Gene Ontology annotation, molecular function: protein binding. Lineage: Eukaryota; Fungi; Ascomycota; Eurotiomycetes; Eurotiales; Aspergillaceae. Bases 7 to 546 code for a protein of 179 amino acids. The transcript has a single exon.